GGGUCUGUUAUCGACUAAAUUCUCAAUGAGUUAUAAUUGUUUUGCGGAUUAAUCUCUUGAUCUCACACCAGUGUUCAGUUGUCGGCCCAACCGGUGAGCCCUAACUUUCAUUUCAAAAAACUUUGUAUUGUUUUUUGAAGGAUUUUUACAGCCUUUUGAAGAUGAAGUUUGCGUUGUGUUGUUUGGCAUUAAUUGCCCUCAUUAUCAACAGUGAGUCCGCAUCUAAAGAUAGGUUCAAUCAAAAGUAUCGUGUGGUAUGUUAUUGGGGCUCCUGGUCUUUCUAUAGGCCUGGCGAUGGAAAGUUCGAGGCCGAGAGCACUAACCCUCUGGUGUGCACUCAUCUCGUCUAUGGGUUUACAAAACUAAAUCCCGACAACACUAUCGGUAUAUUCGACAAAGACUUAGACACUGGCGAUACCGACUGGCAAAGUGGUCUCGAAUGGGGACACGGUUUGUGCUCU
Messenger RNA from Medioppia subpectinata, 461 nucleotides. The record is from the annotation of a GenBank genome assembly. NCBI's taxonomy places the organism in Eukaryota, Metazoa, Arthropoda, Arachnida, Sarcoptiformes, Oppiidae.